AUGGGCAUUGAGAGCGUGGUAGAUAAGAGCACAGACAAGUCAUCUGAUGGUGUGCAUGACAUUAUGUGUACUGCUUGUGAGAUGACAAUAUUGUGGAUGCAGAACCAGCUCAAGAGAAAUAAGACAGAAGAACAAAUCUUGGAUUACGUGAAUCAGCUUUGUGACCGACUGCCCAGUCCAAAUGGAGAAUCGACUGUUGAGUGUAGCAGUCUAUCUUCCAUGCCCAAUGUGUCAUUCACCAUUGGUGGUAAAGUGUUUCACCUUUCACCAGAUCAGGUAUGGUGCUCUGCUGAUAUUUAAGGCAUUGGAGAUAUAAAU
Pistacia vera is the source of this 318-nucleotide messenger RNA. Its product is annotated as aspartic proteinase-like. The transcript has 2 exons. Gene Ontology annotation, biological process: lipid metabolic process. NCBI's taxonomy places the organism in Eukaryota, Viridiplantae, Streptophyta, Magnoliopsida, Sapindales, Anacardiaceae. The record is from RefSeq and is a predicted model, not a curated record. The coding region runs from base 1 to 300 and encodes 99 amino acids.